This is a messenger RNA of Trypanosoma cruzi, 594 nucleotides long. RefSeq lists its product as uncharacterized. The record is from RefSeq and is a predicted model, not a curated record. The transcript has a single exon. NCBI's taxonomy places the organism in Eukaryota, Euglenozoa, Kinetoplastea, Trypanosomatida, Trypanosomatidae. Bases 1 to 594 code for a protein of 197 amino acids.
AUGUCAUGUGUGUGCUGCCGGCGGAGUUGUCAAUGUUCCUUUCUGUCUUUCCUUUCACCGGGGGGAAAAAAAAUAAGAAGGAAGGGAAGCCGUCCACAGACGAAAAUAACGUCUCAUGCGAUGGAGCCGUGUGUCACGCCCCGCGUGAUUCUCACCCCCAUUCUACCCUCCUUGCUCGCCGACGCGACCUCCUCGGCAGGGAAGGACGGGGGCGAAGAAGUGGCGAAUGCAAACACCGCGAUGCCGCCGCUGCAUACGGCGCGGCAGCACGACGACAACAACAACAAAAGGAGCGUGAGCGCAAAGGCCCAACGGCGUCAGCCGUGCGUGGAUGUGGUGGAGUUGGAUGAGCCCUCCGUCUACUGUUCAUCGAUCGCCAUGGAUCCCGCGAGCCCGCUCACACCGCGGCCCCUCGCCGUACUGCGGCAGAGCCCAACACACGAGCCGCGGCGCAGGAAAAGUGGCGGGGAUCGCGAUCGGUUUCAGACGAGAAAAAUCACCAGUUGGAUGACAACCACCACAUCCACCACCGUUUCCCUGCCCUCCGCGACGGUGGCUAUUCGAACAGUCCCAAGCCUGCCGCUCGGAUUUUAA